This is a messenger RNA of Boleophthalmus pectinirostris (great blue-spotted mudskipper), 1369 nucleotides long. Its product is annotated as protein CEPU-1-like. Lineage: Eukaryota; Metazoa; Chordata; Actinopteri; Gobiiformes; Gobiidae. Bases 71 to 1306 code for a protein of 411 amino acids. Gene Ontology annotation, biological process: cell surface receptor signaling pathway. Gene Ontology annotation, molecular function: transmembrane signaling receptor activity. The record is from RefSeq and is a predicted model, not a curated record. The transcript has 8 exons.
ACACGCUCUAAACGCAUAAAUAAAAUAGUAAAUAUUGAGACAGGAUCAUAUGUACUGUAUUUGAGCUAGAAUGCACCUCGUUCUUUUCUCUUCAUUGCUGGGUGCAGCUCUGUGCACGGAGCAAGUUACUUCGACUGAAAAUACAGACUCUUUAACAGUUCAUGUCUCUGUGUGGCCUCCUGGUUCAAACCUCCACCAGGGGGAGACUGUGUUACUGCACUGCUCUGUCCAGUCCAACUCCAGUUCAGUCUGGGCCUACCACUGGUUCAGAGAUGCCCCCUUCAGCACGUUGGUCUCUGGACCCAGAAUCUGGGUGUGUGGGGUGAGCCUCUCCAUCAGAGGGGUCUCCAGGCAGGACCAGGGCAGGUACUGGUGCCGGGCUCGGCUCUGUGAUGGAAACAGGACUGUGGAGGUACAGAGCCGAAAAGUGGAUCUCAGAGUGAGAGACUUACCUGGUCCUACACUGACAAUGACUCCUGACAGCCAAUACAUCUUCAGUGGAGAGCACUUUAUGUUACAUUGCCCCAAAUUUCCCACUAACUCUUCAAACUGGAGUCUGUGGCACUUCACUCUGGACAAUGGGGUGAGGUGCUCUGACCUCCGCACUGACCACUGCUCUCCACUAGUGGGCAUGAUUUUGCCAGAUGAGUCAAAUGGUUGCAUGUUUUCAGCAGCGAGUGGGAGCAGUGGAUUGUAUUGGUGUGAAAGUGCAGGAGAUCGGACAAAUGCAGUCAACAUCACUGUUAGCUAUGCUCCUCUGAUCUUGAGGACUCCUUCCUCUCCAGUGCCACUGGGCCACAGAGCCAUCCUGUACUGUCAGUAUCAAACAGACAACCACAGUCACACCAGCUUCUAUAAAAAUAGAGCAAAAAUGUAUACGUCCAAAGCAUCACACUCCAAUAAAACUAUAAUGAUGACAAUAGAAAAUGUGACACAAGAACAUGAAGGGUUUUACAAGUGCAAGUCUGAGGACACUGGGAUAGAGAGUGAGGAGAGUUGGUUUUCAGUGCAAACAAGCCAAGGGACAACACCAGAGCAUGAGGCAGAUGCCACUAAUGGUCCUGGGCUGUGGAUCAUAGUGUCAUGUACCAUUGUUUUGCUUUUCCUUGUGUCUGUCAGUGUGUGGCUCAUUUGGCGAAACAGGUACAAGGUCAUAUGCACCAAUAGCUGGCGGCCCCAUCACACGCAGGAUAUUCCAUCUGUAGACCCCCCGGUCACUAAACAGGAUGUCACGGAGGUUCAGUGGGACCUGUCCUGGAUGGAGAUGACCAAUCUGCUUGAUAAAAACCUGUAUCCAGGAAAAUAAGUUUUGUUGUUUAUACAAAAUGCAUUCCCUAGAGAAUCAUAUUUCAAACACUGGAUGUUCAAU